This is a messenger RNA of Recurvomyces mirabilis, 1041 nucleotides long. RefSeq lists its product as uncharacterized. Gene Ontology annotation, molecular function: oxidoreductase activity; zinc ion binding. Bases 1 to 1041 code for a protein of 346 amino acids. The transcript has a single exon. NCBI's taxonomy places the organism in Eukaryota, Fungi, Ascomycota, Dothideomycetes, Mycosphaerellales, Teratosphaeriaceae. The record is from RefSeq and is a predicted model, not a curated record.
AUGAAAGCACUAACAUACGACGGCCCAGGCAAGAUCAAGGUAGUCGACAAACCAACCCCUACUAUCACCAAUCCCGCAGAUGCCGUAGUGAAGCUCCUUCGCACAACCAUCUGCGGUACAGAUCUCCAUAUAAUCAAAGGCGAUGUCCCUACUGCACCUGCUGGCCGCACUUUAGGCCACGAAGGCAUAGGCCUGGUCCACGACAUUGGCCCAGAAGUCAAAAGUCUCAAGAAAGGCGAUCGAGUCCUCAUUGCCUGCAUCACUUCUUGCGCCACCUGUAGCUUCUGCAAAAGGUCGAUGAACGACCAGUGCAAGAAUGGCGGCUGGACUCUUGGCAACACUAGUGACGGGACGCAAGCUGAAUACGUUCGCAUCCCGUACACUGAUGCGAAUCUCUACCACGUCCCCGAGGGCGUGGACGAAAGAAGCCUUCUCGUUUUCUCGGAUAUACUUCCUUCCGGGCUCGAAGUCGGCGUCCUCCGCGGCGGAGUGAAGCCUGGUUGUACUCUUGCUAUCGUUGGUGCGGGGCCAGUAGGUCUAGCUUGCGCGAUUACAGCAAAACUUUACUCGCCACGCAAGAUUGUCUUCUUUGACAAAGACGAAGCGAGGCUAGAAGUGGCGAAGAAGAUAGGAGCAGAUGACUGCAUCAAUCCGACUCAGGGCGAUGUGCGAGAGCUAGCUAGCAAGCACUUCGGCGACAUCGAUGGCUUCGAUGUCGUGAUCGAAGCUGUAGGCGUCCCAGCUACCUUCAAGAUGUGUCAGGAUCUUGUGGGUAUAGGCGGCCAUCUUGCGAACGUGGGAGUACACGGUACGAAAGUGGAGCUCGACAUUGAUCGGUUGUGGCCGCGGUCUACCACUAUCAGUAUGGCAUUGGUCAGUGCACAUACUAUACCGCAACUGCUGGACCUGAAUAGUGCUGGCAAGCUGGACACAGGUGCUAUGAUCACGCACGAUUUCAAGUUCAGUGAGAUCGAGAAGGCGUACGAUGUCUUCAGUCGAGCGGCGGAGACGAAGAGCUUGAAGGUUAACAUCGAGUUCUAG